AUGGUGUGUUUAUUAUUGCAUGCAGGUACAACACCUUUGAAAAAACAACUGAAGGAAAGUGCUGUUCCAAGUUUGUUUUAUUGGACCGAGGGCCUCAAAGAACCUUCAUCUUCAGAACCUGGAACCUUAAGAUCUGGGAGGGAAUACAUAUCACAUCAGGCAGAAAGGACAAGUUGUAGUUUUGAGGCAUUUGAAAUUCCUACUGACUUGGUUUCCCAAGAGGAGGUUAUUGAGACUGAUGAUUCACCUACUCUACUCUCUUCAGAUGAGCCAUCACAGCCUAUCCAUCUGUUGGUGAAUUCAGCAUCCCAAACACCAUCAAGACCAAUGUUCAGCAUUGAGAAUUUCAUUAACGAUAAUGCUGGUAUUAUGUUCUACACUGGGCUUUCAUCAUAUCAAGAUUUUACUUUUGUUUUGCAAACUUUAGGUGAAAGUAUAUAUCAUUUGAAUUAUUUGUACUCGCAGGUUGAAAAUAUGAACAUAGAGGAUCAGUUUUUCCUCACUCUUAUCAAGCUUCGACAGUAUAAAACCAACUUUGAACUUAGCCGAUUGUUUAGUAUUUCAGAAUUUUCAGUUUGCAAUAUAUGGAUCACGUGGGUGAACCUCAUGUCCUGCCAAUGGAGGGAGAUUGAUUUAUGGCCAGACAGGGAUAUUGUAAGAUUUUUUUGUCCUACAGAUUUUUUUCAUAAAUUUCCAACAACGAGAGUCAUUGUUGAUGGCACAGAGUGUCCUGUGAAAAAGCCAAAACCUCCGAUUGCUCAGCAGAGUACGUUUUCAACAUACAAAAACAGGAACACGAUCAAAGUGUUAGCUGGGGCCACACCAGGUGGGUUGAUUUCAUAUUUGUCCCCUGCAUAUGGGGGAUCUACAUCAGACCGCCAGAUUGUAGAAAGAUCCAGUUUGAUGAAUUUAUGUGACAAAGGUGACAGUAUUAUGGCGGACAAAGGAUUUAAUGUACAAGAUCUCUUUGCGCCACAUGAUGUCACUAUAAACAUCCCUACUUUCUUCAAAAACAGAAACCAAAUGUCAAAUAAAACUGUUCAAAGAGACAGGAAAAUAUCAAGCAAGAGAGUCCAUAUUGAACGUUUAAUUGGUUUAGCCAAAACAUACAAAAUUUUAACUCAAGCAUUGAAUACAACUGAAACAAAACUUGCAUCAGAAAUAACCUUCUGCUGUUUCAUGCUGUGCAAUUUCCGUAGAUGCAUUAUUCCAAAACAUGCUUAA
Messenger RNA from Saccostrea echinata, 1224 nucleotides. RefSeq lists its product as uncharacterized. The transcript has a single exon. The record is from RefSeq and is a predicted model, not a curated record. Bases 1 to 1224 code for a protein of 407 amino acids. Lineage: Eukaryota; Metazoa; Mollusca; Bivalvia; Ostreida; Ostreidae.